AGCUGCUUUGCACCUUCAAAUUCCCUUCACCCUCCCUACAGUGAUUCCCCCUGCAGUGCCCUACAGUCACAAUCUAUUAAUUCCCGAUUUCACCACAAACCUCAAAACACGACUUUGCCUAUACUCUCCAUCCCCAUCCCCAAUUCCUUCACCGGACUUCCAAUAUGGCCGCGGCGGAGCUCCUGACCGGCGGCGGCGGCGCCGUAACCUUCGCCGCGCAAGUCCUCCGCAGCCGGUGGUUCAUGGUGUUCGGCUGCCUCCUAAUCAUGUCCAUGUCCGGCGCCACGUACAUAUUCGGCAUCUACUCCGGCGAAAUCAAGUCGGCGCUCGGAUACGACCAGACAACCUUGAACCUCAUCGGAUUCUUCAAAGACCUCGGCGCCAACAUCGGAUUCGUCGCCGGCGUCGUCAACGAGGUCGUCCCGCCGUGGGUUGUCCUCGCCGCCGGCAUGACCAUGAACUUUUCCGGCUACUUCAUGAUCUGGCUCGCCGUCACCGGCCGCAUAGCCAAGCCGAAGGUCUGGCAGAUGUGCGUCUACAUCUGCUUCGGCGCCAACUCACAGACCUUCUCCAACACCGGCGCGCUGGUCACCUGCGUCAAGAACUUUCCAGAAAGCCGCGGCGUCGUCAUCGGCUUGCUCAAAGGCUUCGUCGGCUUGAGCGGCGCCAUCAUGACUCAGCUCUACCGCGCCUUCUACGGCGGCGACGACCCCAAAGCCCUCAUCUUCCUCAUCGCCUGGCUCCCCGCCGCCGUCUCCGCCGUCUUCCUCAGAACCGUCCGCCUCCUCAAACCCGCCGCCGGCCACCAAACCGACCUCCACAUGUUCUACCGCCUCCUCUACAUCUCCAUCGCCUUAGCCAGCUUCCUCAUGCUCAUAAUCAUCCUCCAGAACCAAUUCACCUUCCCCCAAGCUGGCUUCAAUGGCAGCGCCGCCGUCGUCCUCCUCCUCCUCUUCUCCUCCCUCGCCGCCGUCGUUUACGAAGAAUGGAAUCAGAAAAUUCAGAAAAACACAAAUCAAGACAAUCAAAUCCAAACCACAGAGCUAAAAGUAGUAACUCAAAAUCCCGAUCCAAUUCCUGCUCCGGCGCCGGCGCCGGAGACCCCAUGGUGGAAGGAUGUGCUAAAACCGCCGGAAAGAGGAGACGAUUACAACAUACUGCAAGCGGUAUUCAGUCUGGACAUGAUAAUUCUGUUCGUGGCGGUGACAUUUGGGGUGGGCGGAACCCUAACGGCGAUCGACAAUUUGGGGCAGAUCGGACGGGCGUUAGGGUACGAGAAGAAGAGCAUAACGACGUUUGUAUCUCUGGUGAGCAUAUGGAACUACGCCGGCAGAGUAUUUUCCGGCUUCGCGUCGGAGAUAUUUCUGGCCAAGUACAAAUUCCCGCGGCCAUUGAUGCUCACCGUCGUCCUCCUCGUCUCCUGCGCCGGCCAUUUACUGAUAGCUUUUGGGAUUCCGAACACGCUCUACGCGGCGUCGGUGAUCACCGGCUUCUGCUUCGGCGCGCAGUGGCCGUUGAUCUUCGCCAUCAUAUCGGAGCUUUUCGGGCUGAAGUAUUACUCGACGCUGCACACGCUCGGCGGCGGCGCGAGCCCGCUAGGCGCGUACAUACUGAACGUGAAGGUCGCCGGAAAAUUGUACGACCGGGAGGCGGCGCGGCAGAUGGCGGCGAGGGGGCUGAAGAGGGGUGUCGGGGAGGAUCUGACGUGCGCCGGAGUGGGGUGUUACAAGGAGGCGUUUUUGAUAAUCACGGCGGCGACGCUGGUGGGGGCGGCGGUGUCGGCGGUUCUGGUGAUUCGGACAAGGAAGUUUUACAGAGGGGAUAUAUACAAGAAGUUCAGGGAGCAGAGGGACGCCAUUGUUGAAGAGUGAUUGUUGUUGUUUUAGUGUUUUAAUUACGGUUUGAAUGAAUAACGACUUUACCGGCGACGGAAUCCGCCAUUGUCGUCGUCUUCGAAUGUUCGGGCACAGAGGUGGGGGUUUCUGUUUGUGUGUGUGUGUGUGUCAGUGCGUGUGAUUUUGAUUGGUGUUGGAGGCCCACGACAUGGACGGGUUUGAGGAUAAGUGAAGGUUUCUAGGACAGCCACUGAUUCAUUUACCGCCGUGGGAAUGAGAUGAGUGUGACGAUGCAGAGGUAGGAGAAGGCUGAGGGGCACGAAUGUAAUUUCAUGUAUUCAGACAGUGAUUUGCAAGACAUAUGUAUAAAAAGUGAAAAAAUAGAAAUUCAUUUUCUAGUAGAAUAUAUAUAUAUAUAUAUAUAUAUAAACGUGUUUCUAUUUUUGUAACAUUAGAGCGUCCAUAUCAAAAAAAUUCCUCAAGAGUUUCUCA
This is a messenger RNA of Andrographis paniculata, 2327 nucleotides long. RefSeq lists its product as uncharacterized. Lineage: Eukaryota; Viridiplantae; Streptophyta; Magnoliopsida; Lamiales; Acanthaceae. The transcript has a single exon. Gene Ontology annotation, cellular component: membrane. The coding region runs from base 165 to 1871 and encodes 568 amino acids. The record is from RefSeq and is a predicted model, not a curated record.